This is a messenger RNA of Penaeus indicus, 2508 nucleotides long. Its product is annotated as basic proline-rich protein-like. The record is from RefSeq and is a predicted model, not a curated record. Bases 410 to 2359 code for a protein of 649 amino acids. The transcript has 2 exons. Lineage: Eukaryota; Metazoa; Arthropoda; Malacostraca; Decapoda; Penaeidae.
AGUUCACAGUCGGGUCGACCAGGUCCUCUGCUCGCCACUGGGUGUUGGUGCGUUCACGUGCACGGGACUCCGCGCCUCGGUCGCUCCCCUUACAGUCCUCAUCUCCACCGCUGCCGGCCCGGACGCUGCUGCUCCUCCUCCUCCUAUGGACGCUCUGAACGGGUGCUGGCCCAUCGAGAGCAAGAGUUAAUCGCCCGAACAUCACUUACGAAGCCAAGAAGAGCACCGCCUUCCUUCAGCGUCGCACGCGUGACACGUGCGACAUGUGAUAAGAUCGCUGCUGUUUGAACGUCGUUCGCCGCCCGAUCCUUCCGCCUAAUCAGUAUCUCCGACGUCGUUCUCGAGCCUCGUCGUCGCCGCAGAUCUCGAGCAAAGUAGUUAUGGUGGCGUCUGUCGUCUCGCCACUAUAAUGAGGAUCAAAAAGUAUCAGGCGGCGCAGGUGUUGCUGGCGGCGUGCGCUGCGGUAGCGGCCGCGGGAGCCCAGGCGCCGUCGGGCCGCAAGGCGCCCUACGACAAGUGCUCGCACCCCUUCCACGCGUGGCUCUGCCGCCCGCCGCCGCGCGCCCACGGCUCGGCGCGCUUCUCGGACCCCGUCUCGCCGCCCACGACGAGGAGGCCCCCGCCGCCCCCGCCGCCGCCCACAACCGCGGCCCCUCCUCCUCCCCCGACGACCCCGGCGCCUCGCCAGGGCGGCGAGGUCUUCCCCGAGGCAGCUCCCUCCGACGGAGGGCUCGUCGACUCGCUGCCCUUCCCCGCCCCUGCCUCGCCGCCCACCGUCCCCCCUCCCCCCUCUCCCACCCCGCCGGCGCCGCCCUCCACCACGCCCUACGACAAGUGCAGCCACCCCUUCCACUCGUGGCUCUGCCAGAAGGCCAGCCGCCCCGCCACGCCCACGCCCGCGCCCCGCACCGGCAGCGAGCUCUUCCCCGAAGCUUCCUUCGCUGACGCGGCGGAAGCUCUGCCGGAUCCAGCUCCCCUGCCGCCCACGACGCCCCCCCCGCCCCGGCCUCCCCCGCCCCGCCCGCCCGCACCCACGCCCGCGCCCCCGCCCAAAGCCUACGACAAGUGCUCGCACCCCUUCCACGCGUGGCUGUGCCGGGCGGCGCCGUCCAGGCCCCGCGUCCGCCCCCCGCCGCCCCCCGCCUCCACGCCGGCUCCUGCGGGCGCUGGAGUCUUCCCCGAGGCGUCCAACGCCGCCCCGGAGGCCUCGCAACCCUUCCCCCAGGAGCAGGCUCCGCCCCUCCCGCGCCCCCCGCCCUCCCCCAGCACGACCCCCCCUCCCAGGACGACCCCGUACGACAAGUGCUCGCACCCCUUCCACGCGUGGCGCUGCACCAAGCCGACGAAGGCGAGGCCGCGCCCUGCCGCGCAGGACCCCUUCCCUGCGGGCAGCCUCCUAAACGCCGAGCCCGCCAACGACCCUGCGCAGGUCCGGGCGCCGCUCCCCGCCCCCGCCCCCACCCCCGCCCCGACGUCGCCCCGCCCUCCCCCGGCGUGGGAAGGAGCCGACCCUUGCACCCACGCCUUCCACUCGUGGCUCUGCCGCAGCCCGCGCCCCCGCCCCACACGCCCCCCCCUUCCUCCUUCGCCGCCCCCUGCGCCACCCACGACCCCGCCAGGGCCUCAGGCGGGCAUCCUGGACCCCGACGCCUCCUUCCGGGCGCCGGACUCGAUCCUGUUCCCCGACAAUUCCCUCACAACCACCACCACGAGAGCUCCUCCUCCUCCCCCCCCCUCCUCCCACCACGACGCCCGUCCCUCCCCCCAGGACCACCCCCGCCCCUCCCCCCCCUGCCAGCGGCGCGGACUCCUCUCCCGCCGCAGGAGGUCUCCUGGACGCCGAGCCUCAGCGCCCCCGGACCCCCCAGGAGCCGGAGGAGCCUCAGCCCGAGCCCGAGCCCACGCGGGACGACAUCUGCAGCCACCCCUUCCACAGCUUCCUGUGCCAGAAGCCCAAGCGGCGUCCGUCCGUUCCCACGGCACGCCCUCCGCCUCGUCCUGCUCCCAUGACUCCUCCUCCGCCCGCCGAGGAGCCUGCGGCGUCCUUCCUCGCCCCCGAGACGCAGCAGGAUCCCCCGGGCGGCCGAGGAGACUUCCCGGACGCCCAGGCAGCUCCUGCGCCGGCGCCGCCCCCGAAGAGCGACCACUGCAGCCACCCCUUCCACGCCUUUCUGUGUCGCCCGGCGCCCGGACGCUCGAGGAGCCCGGGGGCGCUGCCCAGCAUUCAGAACCUGCCCCUCGAGAGCCACGGCGACAAGGAUGCCCCGGGAGGCCGAAGAGAUUCCUUCGGGGUCGGUCUCCGGGGCCCGACGCUCGCUCCGAAGGGCCGGUCCACUUCCAGCAACUUCAAAGUUUUUAACAACGCAAAAUCGGCCUCUGGUUCAGUGAGGACGGUGCCGACAGCAACAGACAUACCAACAGUUCCAACUGUACCAACCGUACCAACAGUGCCUACGGUACCGACAGUGCCAACAGUCCCUAACCGGAUACAGAAUAUCCCCUUUAACU